Messenger RNA from Salmo salar (Atlantic salmon), 16128 nucleotides. RefSeq names its product dual E2 ubiquitin-conjugating enzyme/E3 ubiquitin-protein ligase BIRC6. Gene Ontology annotation, cellular component: nucleus. The record is from RefSeq and is a predicted model, not a curated record. Gene Ontology annotation, molecular function: ubiquitin-protein transferase activity; cysteine-type endopeptidase inhibitor activity. Lineage: Eukaryota; Metazoa; Chordata; Actinopteri; Salmoniformes; Salmonidae. Gene Ontology annotation, biological process: apoptotic process; regulation of cytokinesis; negative regulation of apoptotic process.
ACUACGCUAGUUCCGUUUACCUGACGUUCAUCUGAGUGCAACGCUCGUAGCUUUCUCAGUACUGAUGGUGAAUAGCUACUGCUGCGGUAACCGGUGGAGGAACAGAAGCCGCAGAAGGAGAGUCAGCAGUAGUAGAGGAGCGGUAGUUUGGGAUUAAGUGUUUACAAUUAUUAAUCUUACUCGUAUAAACGGGAGCUUCCUAAAAACAGAAGGGAACGGGGAAAAUAAAUAAAGAUGGCGGCCGCGGCCUCGCCGGGCUCCUGCUCGUCCACCUCCUCAGACUGGAUUGUACUGAGAGACGGUUGCCUUCGUUGCGACGAGGAGGGCCUGCGGAGCCUUUCCUACCACCCGGCCCUUAACGCUAUCCUGGCUGUUACUAGCCGGGGCAGUAUAAAAGUAAUCGACGGCACUUCAGGGGCCAUUCUCCAGGCCUCGGCCUUGCAUGCUAAACCUGGAGGCCGUGUUAGGUGUCAGUACUUCCCUGCGGUAGACAAGGUCCUCUUCGUGGACGACUACGCAGUGGGCUGCAGAAAGGACUUGAACGGUAUCCUUCUGCUGGACACAGCGCUGCAGGCCCCCGUGGCCAAAGCAGAGGACAUGGUCCAGCUAGAGCUGCCUGUUACAGAGGCUCAGCAGAUGCUCUCGGCCUGCCUGGAGAAGGUAGAUGUGUCCAACACGGAGGGCUAUGACAUCUUCAUCACUCAACUCAAAGAAGGACUGAAGAAUACCUCACAUGAGACUGCAGCCAAUCACAAAGUGGCCAAGUGGGCAACAGUGACGUUCCAUCUUCCACACCAUGUGCUAAAGUUGGUCGCCAGUGCCAUCGUGAACGAGCUGAAGAAGAUAAACCAGAAUGUCGCUGCCUUGUCUGUGGCCUCGUUCAUAAUGGACAGACUCUCCUACCUAUUACCAAGCGCACGGCCUGAGCUGGGGGUGGGCCCAGGGCGCUCUGUAGAUAGAUCAUUAAUGUACAGUGAGGCCAAUAGGAGAGAAACGUUCAUGUCGUGGCCCCACGCCGGGUACAGGUGGGCACAGCCUGACCCCAUGGCCCAAGCAGGAUUUUACCACCAGCCUGCCUCCACCGGUGAUGACAGGGCCAUGUGUUUCACAUGCAGUGUCUGCCUAGUGUGUUGGGAGCCCACAGAUGAACCGUGGUCCGAGCACGAGCGACAUUCCCCCAACUGUCCAUUUGUGAAGGGUGAGCACACCCAGAACGUGCCCCUGUCCGUCACGCUGGCCACCAGCCCCGCACAGUUCCCCACACCUGAUGGCUCAGAUAAGAUCGCCUGCUACGGCUUCGGCAGCUGCCCACACUUCCUGGCAGCCGCCACCAAGCGUGGCAAGAUCUGCAUCUGGGACUUGUCCAAGCUCAUGAAGGUGCACUUGAAAUUUGAAAUCAACCCCUACGACCCAGCAAUCCUGCGGCAGCUGAUUCUGUCUGGGAGCGAGCUGGCCCUGGGGACCCAGGAGUCCAGGAGGCCCACCUUAGCCUGGCUAGAGGACUCCUCCAGCUGCUCAGACAUACCAAAACUAGAGGGGGACAGUGACGAUCAGUUGGAGGACUCCGACAGUGAAGAGCAUUCCAGAUCAGAGUCGGUGACCGGCCACCCAUCCCAGAGGGAGAGCAUGGAGGUGAGCCUGGGCGUGACAGCACUCAGCGUCCUGCAGCAGCCAGAGAAGCUCCAGUGGGAGGUGGUGGCCAGCGUGUUGGAGGACACCGUCAAGGACCUGGAGGAGCUGGGGGCUAACCCUUCCCUGGCCCAGGCCAAGGCCGACAAGGCCAAGGAGAAGCCCGCGGAGCACCACAACAUUCCCUUCCCCUGCCUUCUGGCUGGAGGCCUGCUCAGCUACCGCUCUGCCGCCGGCUCCCCGCUUGCCGCCCCACCCCCUUCCUCCGCCCGCCGCACCAUGGACGGCCCCCUCAGGACUCAGGGCCCCGAGCUCCCCCAUGCCGUGCCUGACCAGGGCCCUGUGGAGAUGGAGACCUGCAAUCCCCCUCCUAUGGAGCUGGGUUCUCCAAACCCAGCCGCUCCUGCCGUGCGCAGGACUAUGCCCGUGCUCUUGCUCUACAGCAUCAAGGAGUCGGAGGAGAAGUCGUCGGGCAAGGUGUUUGCCCAGAUGAGCAAUCUGAUGAGCAAGGGGCUGCACGAGGAGGGCUUCUCCGUUCCGCAGAUCAUCGAGAUGGAGUUCGACACUCACGAGCAGCUGCUGCUCCAGGACCCGCCCAUCACCUACAUCCAGCAGUUUGCAGACGCUGCCGCAAACCUAGCCGCCCUGGACGGGGACAAGUGGAGCUCGCUGGCGCCGCGGCCCGGAGCCCUGGUGCAGUGUCUGCGGCUGCCCAAGCAGCUGGAGGAGGAGAACCUCUACGUGGACUCCAUCACGCCCUGUUCAGACGGCGUGCACUUGCUGGUGGGGCUACAGCCCUGCUCCGUGGAGUCUCUCAGCGCCAUCAACCAGGUGGAGGCCCUCAACAACCUUAAUCGCCUCCACUCAGCCCUCUGCAGCCGCCGUAAGGGAGAGCUCCAGCCCCUGCCCACACUGGCCAAUGGCCACGAGGCCCUUCCCUCCGCCUCUCCCCCUCAGACCCCACUCAUCCUGCCCCCCCCUGACCAGCGACAACAGCCGUCCAGGCCCCUGGGAGGCUGUGGCGGUGGGGGCUAUCUGGCCCUCUACAAGCUCAACUACUCCACCCGCAUUGUCACUCUGGAGGAGGAGCCUGUCAAGGUGCAGCACAUCAGAGACCCCCGGGACGCCGUCACCUCCCUCAUCCUGCUCCCGCCAGACGUACUGGAUGGGAGGGAGGACGACAGCGAGGAGGCCCAGGAGGAGACGCAUCGGCGUGGGCUUAAAAACGGCUCUGGCUGCGGCCAUGGGUGUGGGCCAGGGACUGGUACUAGCAGCACAGCUGCUCCCAGUAGCACAAAGGUGAAGCAGGUGGACGUGGUCGGACUGGGCCACCUGGUGGUCACCACUCAGGCAGGGUACAUCAUGAUCCUGGACCUGUCCACUUUGGAGGUCCUGGCCAAAGUGGAGCCGCCCAAGAAAGACGGGAUAGUGGAUGAGAUUGACCCUUUCGUCGCAGUCACCUACUGCUCUGGGACUGACCGCCUUUGCGCUUGCACUAAAGGUGGUGAACUUCACUUCCUUCAAAUUGGAGGUGUGUGUGACGAUAUAGAUGACGCUGACAUUUUUGUCGAUGGCCCAGUUUCGAAAGGGUCUGAACAGCUGUUGGAGGGGACCAAGCCCUCGUCCAACCCCUCAAGCCCAGGGAUCACAGGAGUUGACCUCCUGGUGGACCAAGCGUUGGCCGUGGAGAGCCUGACGUCGCUGGUGGAGCUGACACGCUUCGAGACGCUGACGCCGCGCUUCUCAGCCACGGUGCCGCCCUGCUGGGUGGAGGUGCAGCAGGAGCAGCAGCAGCGCCGCCACCCCCAGCAUCUGCACCAGCAGCACCAUGGAGAUGCCGCCCAGCACACACGCACCUGGAAGCUGCAGAGCGACAGCUCCAGCUGGGACGAGCAUGUGUUUGAACUGGUCCUUCCCAAGGCCUGCAUGGUGGGCCACGUGGACUUCAAGUUCGUCAUGAAUGCCAACAUCACUAACAUUCCUCACAUCCAGAUCACCCUGCUGAAGAACAAGGCCCCAGGUCUGGGCAAGGUCAAUGAGACGGCAGUUGACAGACAGAUCUCCUUCCCCCUGUCCCAUGUCCUCCAUGCCAACGGGGAGAGGAACGGACAGUCGCUUAUGCACGACUUCACAGACGACAUCCAGUUCAUGGACAUCGAAGAGACACCAGGCUCCAGGCUGUGCACCUUCCUAGAGGACCAUAAGGAGGAUAUCCUGUGUGGUCCCGUGUGGUUGGCCAGUGGUCUGGACCUCUCAGGCCACGCUGGGAUGCUUAGCCUCACCAGCCCCAAGCUGGUCAAAGGCAUGGCCGGGGGCAAGUACCGCUCAUUCCUGGUGCACAUCAAGGCGGUGAGCGACAAGGGCAUGGAAGAGAGUCCCAGGCCGGUGAUGAGGAUGCCCAUUGCCAAGCCCCAGAGCAGCAAGGGCCAUUCCCUCUCCACCCUGCUGCAGAGGGCACAGGCCACCAAGGAAAAGGCCUCAACUUCCAAAGCAGAUUCUCCAGCUCAGUCGAAGAAACCUGACAACCUCCGAGGGUGCGACCUUCUCCAGGAGGUGUCCGUCACAAUCAGAAGGUUUAAGAAGACGUCAAUACCAAAAGAAAGAGUCCAGCGCUGUGCCAUGCUGCAGUUCCCAGAUUUCCAUGAGAAGCUGUUGAACGGGCUGUGUAAGCUGGAAGACAAGGGCCCUGGUACAGAGCACUCCCAGAGCCUUAUCCUGGACUGCCUCUGCUGGCUGGCUGGAGUCUAUUCCAACGGACCCUGCAGCCUGAGAGAAGGAAAGGAGGCUAUGCUAACGAAAACAAGGAAACGGCUGACCGACAUUGUGCGGGUGUGUUUUUUUGAGGCUGGACGGAGUAUAGCCCACAAAUGCGCCCGCUUUCUUGCACUUUGUAUUAGUAAUGGAAAAGGGGAACCCAGUCAGCAGGGCUUUGGCGUGGGUCUACUGAAGGCUCUGCUGGACAAUAUGCCUUACUUGCCCGCAGCAGCAACAGGUGGGUCGGUGUUCUGGUACUUUGUGCUGCUGAACUAUGUGAAGGAUGAGGACCUGGCAGGCUGCAGCACGGCCUGUGCCUCUCUGCUCACAGCAGUCUCCCGGCAACUGCAGGACCGACUCACUCCCCUGGAGGCUUUGCUACAGACCAGAUACGGCCUGUACAGUUCCCCCUUCGACCCUGUGCUGUUUGACCUGGAAGUCAGCGGCUCCUCCUGUAAGAAUGCCUUCAACAGCAGCAUCGGCGUCCAAUCUGACGAGAUUGACCUUUCUGAAAUUCUCUCAGGGAACGGUAAGGUAAGCAGCUGUGCGGCGGCCGAGGGCAGCUUCACGGCCCUCACCGGGCUCCUGGAGGUGGAGCCACUGCACUUUACCUGCAUCUCCACCAGCGACGGAACCAGGGUGGAGAGGGACGACGCAAGCAUGUUCACAGUGAGCACGUUUGGGGUCACCCCAGCAGUGGGUGGCCUGUCGGCGGGCACGGUGGGCGAGGCGUCUACGGCGCUGAGCUCUGCCGCCCAGGUGGCUCUGCAGUCGCUGUCCCACGCCAUGGUGUCUGCAGAGCAGCAGCUGCAGGUGCUCCAGGAGAAACAGCAGCAGCUGCUCAAACUGCAGCAACAGAAGGCCAAGCUGGAGGCAAAGCUGCACCAGACCACGUCAGCAGCAGCUGCGGCCUCCGGCGUAGGGCCCAUCCACAACUCUGUGCCUUCCAGCACCCCUGGCUUCUUCAUCCACCCCUCUGACGUCAUCCCCCCGACGCCCAAGACCACCCCGCUGUUCAUGACGCCCCCGCUCACCCCGCCCAACGAGGCGGUGUCGGCAGCCAUCAGUGUGGAGCUGGCCCAGCUCUUCCCCGGCUCCAUGAUGGAUCCACCGCCCGUAAACCUGGCCGCGCACAACAAGAACAGCCAGAAAGCCAAGACGAAUCCUAUGGGCAGCGGUCUGGCUUUGGUCAUCUCUCAAGCCUCUCACUUCCUCCAGCCUCCUCCGCAACAGUCCAUCAUUAUCGAGCGCAUGCACUCUGGAGCGCGGAGGUUUGUGACGCUCGACUUCGGUCGCCCCGUGCUGCUGACCGACGCUCUGAUCCCCACCUGUGGGGACCUGGCCUCCCUGUCCAUCGACAUCUGGACGCUGGGGGAGGAGGUGGAUGGACGCAGGCUGGUAGUGGCCACAGACAUCAGCACCCACUCCCUCAUCCUGCACGACCUGUUGCCACCCCCUGUCUGCCGCUUCAUGAAGAUCACUGUGAUUGGGCGUUAUGGCAGCACAAACGCCCGGGCCAAGAUCCCAUUGGGCUUCUACUAUGGUCACACCUACAUCCUGCCCUGGGAGAGCGAGCUGAAGCUGAUGCACGACCCCCUGAGGGGGGAGUGUGAGGCGGCCAGCCAGCCUGACGUGCACCAGCACCUGGCCAUGAUGGUGGCCCUGCAGGAGGACAUCCAGUGCAGGUACAACCUGGCGUGCCACCGGCUAGAGACGUUACUCCAGAACAUCGACCUGCCUCCUCUCAACAGUGCCAACAACGCCCAGUAUUUCCUGCGAAAGCCCGACAAGGCGGUGGAGGAGGACUCGCGGGUCUUUUCGGCCUACCAGGACUGUAUUCAGCUGCAGCUGCAGCUCAACCUGGCCCACCACGCCGUUCAGAGACUCCGCGUGUCCCUAGGGGCCGGGCGCAAGGUCCUGCCGGAACCCUACGACCCCCGGGAGCUCAUCCAGAACUCAUCCACCGAGCAGCUGAGAAGCAUUAUCCGAUACCUGCUGGACACCCUGCUCAGCCUGCUGCACUCCAACAACGGGCACGCAGUCCCGUCCGUUCUGCAGAGCACGUUCCACGCGCAUGCCUGCGAGGAGCUCUUCAAGCACCUAUGCAUUAGUGGCACGCCCAAGAUCCGUCUGCACGCUGGCCUGCUGCUAGUGCAGCUGUGUGGAGGGGAGCGCUGGUGGGGCCAGUUCCUCUCCAACGUCCUGCAGGAACUGUACAACUCCGAGCAGCUGCUCAUCUUCCCCCAGGACAGAGUCUUCAUGCUCCUGUCCUGCAUCGGGCAAAGAUCUCUGAGCAACAGCGGUGUGCUGGAGGGGCUGCUCAACCUGCUGGACAGCUUGCUGUCCCCUCUACAGCAGCCCCGGUCAGCUACCCAGCGCAGGACUGAAGGUGUGUUGGACGUCCCCAUGAUCAGCUGGGUGGUGAUGCUUGUGUCACGACUGCUGGACUACGUGGCCAGCGUGGAGGAUGAGGCGUCUGCAGGCAAGAAGCACCAGGGAGGGAAGGAGAGGGAGCGCACCUUCACAGGUAAUCAGUGGAGCUUUAUAAAUAACAGCCUCCAGUCCUCCAGCUCCAACAGAUCAACCAAAGGCAACAGCAGCCUGGACCGUCUGUACUCCCGCAAGAUCCGCAAACAGCUGGUGCACCACAAACAGCAGUUAAAUCUAUUGAAGGCAAAACAGAAAGCUUUGGUGGAGCAAAUUGAGAAGGAGAAGAUCCAGAGCAACAAAAGCUCCUCAUACAAACUGCUGGUGGAGCAGGCCAAGCUGAAACAGGCCACAUCCAAGCACUUUAAGGACCUGAUCCGUCUGAGGCGUACAGCCGAGUGGCCUCGCUCCACCCUGGACACAGAGGCCACCGCUGCCAAGGAGCCCCCUGAGGUGGAGCCUCUGCCCUUCACCCUGGCCCAUGAGCGCUGCAUCUCCGUGGUACAGAAACUGGCCCUCUUCCUCCUCUCCAUGGACUUCACCUGCCACGCAGACCUCCUGCUGUUCGUCUGCAAGGUCUUGGCCAGGAUAGCCAAUGCCACCAGGCCCACCAUCCACCUGUGUGAGGUGGUGUCGGAGCACCAGCUGGAGCGUCUGCUGCUGCUGCUGGUGGGGACAGACUUCAACAGGGGCGACAUCUCCUGGGGAGGUGCCUGGGCCCAGUACUCCCUCACCUGCAUGCUGCAGGACAUCCUGGCAGGGGAGUUGCUGUCCCCAGGGUCCCUGGAUGGUAUGGACGAGGGGGCGGUGGGUGAGGAGGCAGGGGCAUCGUCGUCCUCAGCAGGGAUAGACUCUGACUCCCUGGCCCAGCCCACCCCCAUCCCCCAGGUGGAGACCAUCGACGAGGCCCUGGUCCCGGAUAUCAUCGCAGGUGCUCCCUCUCUGUCAUCUUUGGAAAAAGAUAAAGACAUUGACUUUGACUUGCUACAAGACCUCAUGGAUGUUGAUAUUGAUCCUUUAGAUAUUGAUUUGGAAAAAGAUCCCCUCGCCGCCAAAGUCUUUAAGCCUAUUAGCAGCACCUGGUAUGACUACUGGGGUGCUGACUAUGGCACUUACGGUUACAACCCCUACAUAGGGGGAGUAGGGAUUGCUGUGUCCAAGCCCCCGGUUGCUGUCGAAAAGCCUGGCUCUCAGAGUCUCUCUGUGUCUGUGUCGCAAGCUCUGGACGCCCGCCUGGAGGUGGGGCUGGAGCAGCAGGCUGAGCUAAUGCUCAAGAUGAUGGCUACUCUGGAGGCCGACUCCAUCUUACAGGCGCUCACAUCAACGUCCCCCGCAGUGUCCCAGGCAUCCAAUGGGACGGAUGAUUCUCUGCUGCGGGGACUCCGUGGGGGUUCCCCACCAGGAAGCAGCCUAAUGGUACAGGCCUCCUCCAUCCCCAUGCUGAGUGCCUGCUUCAACAAGCUCUUCUCCAUGCUCCAGGUGCACCACGUACAGAUGGAGUCUCUGCUGCAACUGUGGCUGACCCUCAGUCUCAACUCCUGCUCUGGGGGCACUGAGGAAAGUGGAUCGGAUAUUUUCCUGUUCAACGCCAGCAGAGUGCCCACCAUCCCACUCAACCAAGCCUCUAUCAACAGUUUCCUGUCGGUGCUAGCCUGGUACCCCAACACCUCCCUGAGGACCUGGUGCCUGGUGCUGCACUCCCUUACCCUCAUGACCAACAUGCCUUCCUGUGCCUCCAGCAGUGGGAUGGGAGCUCAUGAGAGCACGGCCCAGCAGAUGGUGUCGGACCCUACGCUGGUGCACGUGCUCGUGCGUUUCCUGUCUGGGAGCAACCCCCACGGCACCAGCCAGCACAGCUCCCAGGUCGGCCCCACCGCCACCCAAGCUAUGCAGGAGUUCCUCACCAGACUCCAGGUGCAUCUCUCUUCCACCUGCCCACAGAUGUUCAGUGAGUUCCUGCUCAAACUAAUGCACAUCCUGUCCACUGAGAGGGGUCCGUUCCAGUCAGGCCAGGGUCCUCUGGACGCCCAGGUCAAGCUGUUAGAGUUCACCCUGGAGCAGAACUUUGAGGUGGUGUCAGUUAGCACCAUCUCCUCUGUCAUCGAGUCCAUCACCUUCCUGGUGCAUCACUACAUCACCUGCUCUGACAAGGUGGUGUCCCGCAGCGGUUCCGACAGCGCUGUGGGUGCCCGCGCCUGCUUCGGAGGCCUAUUCGCCAACAUCAUCCGGCCCGGCGACGCCAAGGCGGUGUGCGGCGAGACCACACGCGACCAACUCAUGUUCGACCUGCUCAAGCUGGUCAACGCCCUGGUCCAGCUGCCCCUGUCGGGCGACCGCGAGUUCAGCGGGCGUCUGCCGCCGGCGGGCAGCGGGGCGUCGGACAGCAGCGUGUCGGACGAGGAGAAGGUGUGCGGCAGCAAGGAGGGGGCAGCGGGCGGGUCCACCCCUAACCAGGGCCCUGCGGCCGGAGUGGCUGACCUGGUGCUGGCCAACCAGCAGAUCAUGAGCCAGAUCCUCUCGGCUCUGGGCCAGUGCAACAGCAGCGCCAUGGCUAUGAUCAUAGGUGCUAGUGGUCUCCACCUGACCAAGCAUGAGAAUUUCCAUGGAGGACUAGAUGCCAUCUCUGUAGGAGACGGCCUUUUCACCAUCCUCACCACCCUGAGCAAGAGAGCCACCUCGGUGCAGGUCAUGCUGCAGCCCAUCCUCACCUACAUGGCCUGUGGAUACAUGGGCAGACAGGGUUCCCUGUCGACAUGCCAGCUGUCUGAACCUCUGCUCUGGUUCAUCCUCCGAGUGUUGGACACCAGCGAGGCACUUAAGGCAUUCCACGACAUGGGUGGGGUCCAGUUGAUCUGUAACAACAUGGUGACCAGCACACGGGCCAUAGUGAACACAGCACGCAGCAUGGUGUCCACCAUCAUGAAGUUCCUGGACACUGGUCCAGGGAAGGCUGCAGACGGCAGCCUCAAAGCCCGUGUCCUAGCCGCCGAGCCCGACAACGCAGAGGGACUCCACAACUUUGCUCCACUUGGCACCAUCACUUCCAGCAGCCCCACGGCCCAGCCGGCUGAGGUCCUCCUUCAGGCCACGCCCCCUCACAGACGGGCGCGCUCGGCUGCCUGGUCCUACAUCUUCCUGCCGGAGGAGGCGUGGUGUGACCUCACCAUCCACCUUCCUGCCGCUGUUCUGCUCAAAGAGCUGCACAUCCAACCACACCUGGCCUCUCUCGCCACCUGCCCUUCCUCGGUCUCGGUUGAGAUCAGCGCGGACGGGGUCAACAUGCUGCCUCUGUCCACGCCCAUCAUCACCAGCGGCCUCACCUACAUCAAGAUCCAGCUGGUGAAGGCUGAGGUGGCGUCCGCCGUGUGUCUGAGGCUGCACCGGCCCCGCGACGCCAGCACCCUGGGCCUGUCACAGAUCAAACUGCUUGGCCUCACCGCCUUUGGAAACACCUCCUCAGCCACCGUCAACAACCCCUUCCUGCCCUCUGAGGACCAGGUCUCUAAAACCAGUAUUGGCUGGCUACGUCUGCUCCACCACUGUCUGACCCACGUCAGUGACGUGGAGGCCACAAUGGCCAGCGCCGCUGCCCCCACCGCCAACCUGCUUCAGACCUGCGCCGCCCUGCUCAUGUCCCCCUACUGCGGCAUGCACUCGCCGAACAUCGAAGCCGUGCUGGUCAAGAUCGGCCUGCAGUCCACCCGCAUCGGCCUCAAGCUCAUCGACAUCCUGCUGAGGAACUGUGCAGCCUCCGGCACCGACCCUACCAACCUGAACAGUCCCCUGCUCUUUGGAAGGCUCAACGGUCUCUCUUCAGACUCCACCAUUGACAUCCUCUACCAGCUGGGAACCAUACAAGAUCCAGGGACUAAGGACAGGAUCCAGGCCCUUCUCCAGUGGGUCCAUGACUCAUCGCUGGUGGCGGCCCACAAGAGGAGCGGCCCCUUGGGCUACAUGCGCCAGAGCAGCUCCUCGUCACGGGAGUAUGGCCUCGUCAUGCCCUCGCCGUCCCACCUCCACUGUGUGGCGGCCAUCUUGUGGCACAGCUACGAGCUGCCCGUGGACUACGACCUCCCAGUGCUGCUCAACAGAGAGCUCUUUGAACUUCUGUACAACUGGUCCAUGUCCCUGCUGUGUAACAUGGUGCUGAAGAAGGCAGUAGACAGCCUGCUCUGCUCCAUGUGCCACAUCCACCCCAGCUACUUCUCUCUGCUCAUGUCCUGGAUGGGCAUCGUGGCCCCGCCAACCGCCGCCCAAUCUCAGGCCCAGCACCGCCUCUCCAUGACGGACGACGGAAAGAAGCAGCAUGACCUCAGCAGCGCCAAUGCUAACGCCACCACCAGCGCCGCUGCCACCGGCCUCACCGACGACUCCAAGCACGCGCGUCCACCCAUCGCACUGUCCGAGUCGGAACUGGCCACUCUGGCUUCAGCCUCCCAGUCACCCGGGGCAAUAGAGCAGCUGCUGGACUCGGGCCUGCCCUCUCUGCUAGUCCGCAGCCUGGCCGGACUCUGCUGUGGCCUCCUGGCUGCCGCUGACCUGCCCCUGCCCGCCACCGCCCAGGCUGAACGACGGCAACACCAUCACAACCACCACCCCCACUGCUCCUCCUCUUCUUCAUCCUCCGCUUCCUCUCAGAGCAGGGUGCCCCUGUCUGCAGAGCUGGCAGCCCCAGUGCUGCGUUUCCUCACAGAGGUGGGGAACAGUCAUGCCAUGAAGGACUGGCUGGGUGGGCCUGAGGUGAACUCUCUGUGGACUGCUCUGCUGUUCCUGCUGUGCCACUCCAGCGCUAGCGCAGGGGGAGCCAGUGGUGGCCAGGGGCACACGGGAGCCCACUCUGCUGCCUCCGGUGGUGCGUGCUGCCCCCCUCCUCCGCCCCCACCCCUGCCCUCUGGGUCGCGCUACUCUCUAGCCUCCUCGUCCCGGGGCAGCGGGCUCACCACCCAGCAGAGGACAGCCAUCGAGAACGCCACAGUGGCCUUCUUCCUGCAGUGCAUCUCCUGCCACCCCAACAACCAGCGGCUCAUGGCACAGGUGCUGUGUGAGCUCUUCCAGUCGGCCCCCCAGCGUGGAAACGUGCCCAUCUCUGGCAACAUCUCCGGCUUCAUCCGCAGGCUCUUCCUGCAACUCAUGUUGGAGGACGAGAAGGUUACAGUCUUCCUGCAGUCGCCCUGUCCGCUGUACAAGGGCCGCAUCAACGCUACCAGCCAUGUGAUCCAGCACCCAAUGUACGGAGCAGGGCACAAAUACCGCACUCUCCACCUCCCCAUCUCCACCACUCUGGCUGAGGUCCUGGACCGGGUGUCUGACACCCCCAGCAUCACAGCAAAGCUGAUCAAUGAACAGAAGGAGGACAAGGAGAAGAAGAAUCAAGAGGAGAAGGAGAAGAUGAAGACCGACAGUGGUUUCCAGGACAACUACAGCGUUGUCGUGGCCUCAGGCUUGAAGUCCCAGUCGAAGAGAGCCCUUUCCACCCCUCCCCGUCCCCCUUCGCGGAGGGGCCGUGUGUUGAGCGACAAGCUGACAUCCUCCUCAGGUGUGGACCCCUCCGCCAAAACGCUCAGCGUGCCUGUCUUCCACCUCUACCACAAGCUGCUCCCAGGUCAGCCCCUGCCAGCAGAGAUGACACUGGCUCAGCUGUUGACCCUGCUUUAUGACCGUAAGCUGCCCCAGGGCUACCGGUCCAUCGACUUGACCGUCAAGCUGGGCUCCAAGGUCAUCGCCGACCCAGGCCUCUCCAAGACGGACUCGUUCAAACGGCUCCACACAGAGAAGGUGGAACACUGUGACAUGCUAAGCAGCUGUCCGGAGGACGAGCCCAUGACCCCGGGGGACGACUGUCUUGACGCAGCCAUCGACGAGUCCCUGCUGGAGACCAACCCCAUCCAGUCUCCCCUGCAGGUGUUUGCAGGCAUGGGUGGUCUGGCCCUGAUUGCAGAGAGGCUACCCAUGCUCUACCCAGACGUCAUCCAACAGGUGAGUCCUCCGGUGGUGCCCUCCACCACGCAGGAGAAGCCCAAGGACAGCGACCAGUUUGAGUGGGUCACCAUCGAGCAGUCUGGCGAGCUCGUGUACGAGGCGCCAGAGACCAUGGCCGCCGAGCCGCCGCCCAUCAACAAGUCGUCAGUGCAGACCAUGUCGCCCAUCCCCGCCCACUCGCUAGCGGCCUUCGGUUUGUUCCUGCGCCUGCCGGGCUACGCUGAGGUGCUGCUGAAGGAGAGGAAGCACGCCCAGUGUCUGCUUCGCCUGGUGCUGGGGGUCACCGAUGACGGCGAGGGCAGUCACAUUCUGCAGUCUCCGUCGGCUAAUGUGCUGCCCACGCUGCCCUUUCAUGUGCUGCGGGCCCUGUUCAGCACCACCCUUCUUACCACAGACGACGGCGUGCUGCUGCGUCGCAUGGCCCUGGAGAUAGGAGCCAUCCACCUCAUCCUGGCCUGCUUGUCAGCCCUCAGCCACCACGCGCCCCGUGUCCCCAACGCCAGUGUCAACUCCUCAGAGCCAACUGUGUCCAGUGGUCAUGGAGGGGGUACCAGUGAGGAGCAGCAGCUGUACUGGGCCAAGGGCACUGGGUUCGGUACAGGCUCCACUGCCUCAGGCUGGGACGUGGAGCAGGCCCUCACCAAGCAGAGGCUGGAAGAGGAGCACGUCACAUGUCUUCUGCAGGUGCUGGCCAGCUACAUCAACCCAGCAGGCUGUGUGAGCCACGGAGAGGCCCCUAUGGGGGAGAGCAGGGGCCACAACAGCAACGCCCUGCCCACAGUACUGCAGGAGCUGCUCAGCCAGUCCUGCCUCAUUCCAGCCAUGUCCUCCUACCUACGCAACGAUUCUGUGCUUGACAUGGCACGCCACGUGCCCCUGUACCGGGCGCUGCUGGAGCUGCUGAGGGCCAUCUCCACCUCCACGGCCCUGGUGCCCCUGCUGCUGCCUCUGUCAGGAGACCCCAGCCAGGAGGAAGAAGAGGAGGAAAACUCCGAGGGACAGACGUCUGUGGGCAUGCUGCUGGCCAAGAUGAAGACUUGCGUGGAUACCUACACUAACCGCCUCAGGUCAAAGAAAGACAAGGCAAAAGGCGUGGUGAAGCCUGAUAGCUCAGACCCAGAGCCUGAGGGCCUGACCCUGCUGGUGCCUGACAUCCAGAGGACGGCUGAGAUUGUCUACGCUGCCACCACCAGCCUGCGGCAGGCCAACCAGGAGAGGAAGUUGGCCGAGUCCUCGAAGAAGGCAACAACCAGACCCAAACCCAUGUCCAUCCUACGCUCACUAGAGGAGAAGUACGUGGCCAUCAUGAAGAAGCUCCAGUUUGACACCUUUGAGAUGGUCUCGGAGGACGAUGACGGGAAGCUGGUGUUCAAGGUGAACUACCACUACAUGUCUCAGGUGAAGAAUGCCAGCGACGCCAACAGCGCUGCCCGCGCCCGCCGCCUGGCACAGGAGGCUGUCACGCUCUCCACCUCGCUGCCCCUCUCCUCCUCCUCCAGCGUCUUUGUCCGCUGCGACGAAGAACGACUGGACAUCAUGAAGGUUCUCAUCACUGGGCCGGCAGACACGCCGUACGCCAACGGCUGCUUUGAGUUUGACGUGUACUUCCCCCAGGACUACCCCAACUCCCCGCCCCUGGUCAACCUGGAGACCACCGGGGGACACAGCGUGCGCUUUAACCCAAACCUCUACAACGACGGGAAAGUGUGUUUAAGUAUCCUCAACACCUGGCAUGGGAGACCAGAGGAGAAAUGGAACCCUCAGACCUCUAGCUUUUUACAGGUGCUGGUAUCGGUGCAGUCUCUGAUCCUGGUGUCGGAGCCCUACUUCAACGAGCCGGGCUACGAGCGCUCACGCGGAACCCCCAGCGGCACGCAGAGCUCCCGCGAGUACGACGGAAACAUCCGGCAGGCCUCCGUCAAGUGGGCCAUGCUGGAGCAGUUACGCAACCCCUCGCCUUGCUUCAAAGAGGUGAUCCACAAGCACUUCUACCUGAAGCGGGUGGAAGUCAUGGCGCAGUGUGAGGAGUGGAUCGCAGACAUCCAGCAGUACAGCAGUGACAAGAGAGUGGGCCGCACCAUGUCCCAUCACGCUGCUGCAUUGAAGAGGCACACGGCCCAGCUACGAGAGGAACUGCUGAAGCUGCCCUGCCCCGAGGGCCUGGAGCCUGACGGGGAGGAGUUCUCAGAGAAGAGUGCCGCCCUCAUGGUCAAAGAGCUGCCCAAUCAGGAUGCGGAGAAGCCAAGCGGCAGCCAAGACGGCCCCUGCAGUGAGGGCUUGCUAUGAGUCCUGCCCUUCCCUGCACCCCUCCACCCUUAGCCGCGGCUACUCAUCCUCACGACUAUUACUAUUGUUAUUAAAUAGACUUUGAAGGCUUCGAAGCACAAGCCACCAUUUUGUCAAUAUUUGUAUGUAAGAAUCUAAUUAUGUAAUAGGACAAAAAACAAGAUGAGAAUGAAACUGCAUACAAACCAACAAAAAUAAGACAAAACUCCGAACUAUGCUAUGCCCUUAAGGAAACAGUUGACAAACAAAUUCUUUUAUUUACCUGUAAAAGUGUAAACUUUUUGUGCUUUUUUUUUUUCAAUUGUGAAUUAACCACUGAUUGGUAUGUUAUUAAACUUGUUUAUGUAUACAUAAUGACAGAGGGAAUCACAGAAUAUAUAAGGGAACUAGCAUACCUUUUAGAGAAUGUUUAAUGAAUGUUAAUUUCAACAAAAAAAUUGGACUGUUAGCGCAAGAACAGUUGUAACCAAGAAUGUAUUGGUCAUUCUUUAAGGAUACUAUUUAAAAGAAAAGAACACACACUUUCCUGAAUUUGAGAAAUCUUUUGGUUGCCCAUUGAUUUCUGCAGGAUCCUGUAAACUUCAAUAAAGGCUGAAAUGGACGUUCUUAAUUGCUAUGAUUACUUACUUUUUUUUUUUUUUUUGCCCCUCACUAAUUCUCAAUGCAAGUUUAAUAAAUGCAACCUGUUUUACUUUGCCCAGAUAUAUACACUGAUCUGAUUGUGUAGAUGAGUGUAUGUAAGAUGUGCUUGGGAUAUGUAUGUGAACGCUUCUGCAUGUGUAUGUGAUUGUGUGUGUUCAACAAUCCUCAUAAGAUCCCAAGCUGCCAUGUGCCUUUUUAUCUACAUUGACAUCAUACCACCAGAUACUUUGAAAGAGUUUAUUCACUGAUUAUUUGAAAUUUCUACACACACAUCAUUCCACUGUUUGGCUAAAAUCCCUUCAUCUAUUUUAUGUUGAUUCCAGUAAAAGAAAAAGCACUUUCUAUUUUACUCAAUCCCAGUUCAGUCACAUACUCCUUUUGGUAGGACAUUAAAUGGAGCUUGAAAAUGUU